Molecule: messenger RNA, 2297 nt
Organism: Halichondria panicea
Lineage: Eukaryota; Metazoa; Porifera; Demospongiae; Suberitida; Halichondriidae
Exons: 4
Coding region: 40-2082 (680 amino acids)
Source: RefSeq, a predicted model, not a curated record
UUGCUAUCUGCUUGCAUAGUUAAUUGCUAAGAAUUUAGAAUGUCCAGUAGUUCCCCAAAAUCAGGCAAGAAGAGUAGUGGAAUUCUAGCCUUUGUGAAAAGAAGAAAAUCAAGAAAAGAAAAACCACAAGAUUCAGCUCCUAGCCAAUUGCAACCACCAGAACAAAUUGUGCAAGAAGUUCCAAUUCUAGAAGAAGAAGCUACAGCAAUGACUGAUACAAAGAGCCAGGAAGAUUUAAGCAGGCAGCUAGCGGAGGCAUUUGAGGACCUAGAUCUAGCAGAAUCGAAAAUCGAAGAAGAUACGAAAAAGAUUCAAGCCUUAGAAAAUCAGAUCGACACCUUGCACAAGAAGUCUUCCAAAUUGGAAUCAAAGGUUUUGGAAAUGGAAAAAGUUAGUGCAGAGCUUGACGAUGCUUCGUUUGAUGCUGCACAAGAGUUCCAGUACAAGAAACAAAUCGAAGAGCUGCAAGAACAACUUGAGGAGAGAAAGAAUCUCGAGCAGCAGUUGUCUGACACCAAACUGGAGUUACAGGAGAUCGGAGCACAAUACGAUACUGUGAAGUUCCAGCAACAGAGAAGCACCACACGUGACAAAAUGAAGUCUCUUUCAGAGGAGAAAAGCUCAAGAGAAGAAGUGAUACGUCUGCAAAAAGACCUUAGAGGUGUCGAGCGUCAACUAAAACAACAACAGGCCACUUAUGAAGCAAAGCUAAAGGCAAAUCAAGACAGCAUACAAAGAGUUCAGGACAAGAACAAAGCAAUACAAAAGAGGUGUGAUGAGAUGGAGAAAGAGCGAUUGCAACUAAAAGUUGAAAGGAGUCGACUUGAGAAGAAGCUUGAAAAAAGUGGCUCUUACGCUGAGCAGAAAAGAAUUAAAACUGAACAGGAGGCUGCUGAGAUGGAGGUGCAGAAUAUAAAAAGAAAGCAUGCCAAGUUGGAGAAACGCCUGUCCAUGUCCACUCAAAUGCUUGACAUGAUUGGCCAAGGUAGUUCCCUCAUGCUGGAUAGAAAUGGCGACAGUAGUACUAGUCCUAUCAGUGAAUUAUCUCCCUCCUCUUCGGGAUUUGCGUCUCCCGUACCAACCAUGACCCUCUCAGAGGCGAGGAUUGACAAUCUUGAGAGAGAGCUAUAUCAGCUAGAGCAAACACUCACAAUGACAAACGAGGAAAACCAGAACUUAAAAGGCAGAGCCGCCACAGCUGAGAGGAAUGUCGAAAACCUUACAAAGAGACUGAAAGAAAUCGACAGUGAACUCUUUCAUGAGAAGGAGGCAAACAGUUCGCUAGAGAUGGAAGCCGAUACACUUCGACAGCAAGCAACCACUCCGACUUCACCUAUAGCUAUAGGGGACGACAACUCACUUGAAACUCGAUUCAAGAAAUUAGAAAAAGAAACUCAACAAAGUGAAAUCAGAUUCCGAGUGAAAGAAAAAGACUUGUGGGCGACGAUUGAAGCUCAAAAACGGCAGAUCUCAGAGCUUGAAAUAGAGAAGAUUACUUUAGAAGAGCGCUUACUUGAAGAUGAAGCAACUGAUGUUGAAGAUGAUGAUUCACAAAACAAACCCUCCGCCGGCUCAAUAAAUCGAAUAGAAGAACUGGAACAACAACUACACUUUUUUAAAGUAGAUAACGAAGAACUCAGGGCCGAAAUAGAAAAACUUCAGGCUGAAGCUAGAGAGAUAAUGGAAUCCUUGGAAGCCGAGCUAGGUGACUCAACCGAUGGUGGGCAGAGUAAUUUGAUCCAACAGAAUGCAGAUAUGAAAAAGACACUAGAAGAUAAGUCAGAGCAGUAUGUGGAAACCAUCCGUGAAAUUGCUCGUCUCAAAAACAUCAUUGAAGAUCAGGAGAAUGAAAUGACUUUCUUGAAAGCCACCCAAGAAUACAGAUCUCGUAUAGAUCCAGAGAAAGAAGUGAUGAGCAAUGGAAAAGUUACACCAGACCAGCAGCCAGAGGGGCCAAAGAAAACGUCUGGAGAUGUGAAGAAGAAGCGUACUGUGAAGAUCAUUGCAGCAAAGGGCAAAGAUGACGGUGAAGCAAGCACUAAGAAAGCUCCCCUGACGAAGAAGAAGCCCAAAAAGAACUGAAGGAGGCGACCGAACACAUUACACACACUUCUUCUGAAUUUCAUUAUUUGUAAUUUUAGUGCACAUCAAAAGGAUAAGGUUGACAUCGUACACAUAUCAAACACUGUUAGAAUCGUUUCUAGUUGCUAUCAAUUGUUCCACCCACUUCCUGACUUCUGGGUGUUGAAAUUUGCCUGUACAUGUGUAUAUAGAAGAAAAUAAUUAUUGGCACAAAA